This is a messenger RNA of Paraphaeosphaeria sporulosa, 715 nucleotides long. RefSeq lists its product as uncharacterized. The record is from RefSeq and is a predicted model, not a curated record. Lineage: Eukaryota; Fungi; Ascomycota; Dothideomycetes; Pleosporales; Didymosphaeriaceae. The transcript has a single exon. The coding region runs from base 58 to 684 and encodes 208 amino acids.
CCCUGUUACUACGUCCUUUUUUCGCUUGGGUUCCAUGCUUGCGCACCACGGGCGCAGAUGACCCAAAUGACAAGCAUUGAGAACAGACCAGCUGCACACACAGCUCUUGCUUCAUCCACGGAGAUUGCCUCGCGGAGUGGUUUGGCUGGUGAAGGAAAUCCUCCGCGUUGGAUCCUCGCUCAUCCGAAGCGCGGAUCGAAAACAGAUCCUACGUGCGUGUGCACUAGGCGUACGGCAUGUGCAACCGACGUCGCUUCGAUCGUCAGCAGUGGACCAUGGCAAACGGCGCUCAUCAUCGCUUCGACCCCUGGGGCUAAUCAGUGCGGCUACCUGCUGAGUUGCCACCGCGCCGUCUGGUUUAAUAAAGAGGCCAAACGUAGCUCAUGGCUGAUAGCAGCGUUAUGCACGAUUGACGUGGCAGAUCCACUAUCCAGUUCCGAAAUCAAUUCGGCCACGCCGCAGUUUGCAUACCAUAGUCCUCACACCGAUGAGGAAAGAAGAUUUCCAGCACUGCGGAGGCAUACAAUGACUCGCCUGUCUGCCCGAUCCAUGGCCCUGGUAGUGCUCCGGCUCUGGAGGAAUGUUCCACUUCUUCGGAAGGAUAAGCCUAACAGCCCCGCCCGGGUCGCUUCACAAAUCGUCUGGCUCUUCCGGAAGAACUUCAACGGGCGUGGGCGUUGUUGAAUAUUGCCCCAGGCAGGCGCUGCCGAGUACU